GUCCGAGCCAGUAUAAAAACCCAUCCAACAGCAUGCUCUCUCAUCCACUUCUCUUGCCUUCUCCUCCUUGGUGAACAAGGUGUGCCUCCAUCCCACAGCCAUGUCCUGCUACGAUCUGUGCCGUCCCUGUGGCCCAACCCCGCUUGCCAACAGCUGCAACGAGCCCUGUGUCCGGCAGUGCCAGGACUCCCGUGUGGUGAUCCAGCCCUCUCCUGUGGUGGUGACCCUGCCCGGCCCCAUCCUCAGCUCCUUCCCCCAGAACACCGCUGUGGGAUCCACCACCUCGGCUGCCGUUGGCAGCAUCCUGAGUGAGGAGGGAGUGCCCAUCUCCUCUGGGGGCUUUGGCCUCUCUGGCUUUGGUGGCCGCUACAGUGGCAGAAGGUGCCUGCCCUGCUAAAGCCCACGAGGAUGACCAGUGAGCGCAUCGACCAGGAAGCCCAAAGCCAGGUGCCGGACUGAGGACGGAGCUGCUGGCCAGGGUUUCCAGACGGGCUGAGCACCCUCGUGGCCUCCUGCAGAGCAGAGAGGGAAGCCAGGGUGCCAGCCUGUGCUGUCUGGAAACACGGCCAGCAGACAUCUUCUUCUCCUGCUAUCUUCUCGCAUCGACCAGGAAGCCCAAAGCCAGGUUCCAGACUGAGGACGGAGCUGCUGGCCAGGGUUUCCAGAUGGGCUGAGCACCCUCGUGGCCUCCUGCAGAGCAGAGAGGGAAGCCAGGGUGCCAGCCUGUGCUGUCUGGAAACACGGCCAGCAGACAUCUUCUUCUCCCACUUUCUUCUCUGCAUCAUGAGCCCUCAUUGUCUCCUGCUGUCCUGUGCCAUGAGUUAAUCUGGAAGCAAGUCAAGAGUGUCCUGUUUCUUCUUCCUCUCACCAUGUGAGGGAGGAAUACGUGCAUCCUGCUGUGGUGAAGGGGGGUCUGACUGCCAGCUGUCCUCGUGGCAGCCUGGACUGGAUCUCUUCCUCCAAGUGCUGCUUUGAUUCCUUCUUCAGACUCAUUAAAGUUUAUGCUGCAUUGUAA
This is a messenger RNA of Cygnus olor (mute swan), 1015 nucleotides long. RefSeq names its product feather beta keratin-like. Gene Ontology annotation, cellular component: intermediate filament. Gene Ontology annotation, molecular function: structural constituent of cytoskeleton. Lineage: Eukaryota; Metazoa; Chordata; Aves; Anseriformes; Anatidae. The record is from RefSeq and is a predicted model, not a curated record. The coding region runs from base 101 to 397 and encodes 98 amino acids. The transcript is spliced from 3 exons.